Molecule: messenger RNA, 1687 nt
Organism: Magnolia sinica
Lineage: Eukaryota; Viridiplantae; Streptophyta; Magnoliopsida; Magnoliales; Magnoliaceae
Product: protein IQ-domain 26-like
Exons: 4
Coding region: 227-1516 (429 amino acids)
Molecular function (GO): protein binding
Source: RefSeq, a predicted model, not a curated record
AGGUAUCUUUCUUUUUGAAUACACGUCGCUCCAGAAAGUUAGAGAGAGAGAGAGAGAGAGGAAUAUAUACUGAAAGUGUGGUAUAUAUCCUUUUCUAAGUUUUCCAUUGGAGAAGAAAAUCCGAGCUGUAUUUUUGAAAUUUGGUAAGGAAUUGCUGGCUAUUUCUACUCUUGCCCUGUUUGUGCCGUUUCCGACUGGAAUUGUCAGUUUUCCGGCUGCCGAAAAGAUGGGGCGGACUUCGAGGUGGUUGAGGAGCUUGUUCGGUGGGAAAAAGGAGAAGGAGAAGGAGAAUUCGAGUUCCGGCGACCGGAAGGAGAAGAAAAGGUGGAGUUUUGGUAAGUUGGGCCGGGAUUCCGGCGAGAUUCCUGCUACUUCCAACGUUCCGGCAGCGGAGGCGGCUUGGCUGCGGUCGUACUAUAACGAGACGGAGAAGGAGCAGAAUAAGCACGCGAUCGCAGUGGCUGCGGCGACGGCUGCUGCUGCUGAUGCUGCUGUUGCUGCUGCUCAGGCAGCAGUGGCGGUCGUGAGGCUUACGAGCCAUGGUAGGGGGACAAUGUUCGGAGGCGGGCGGGAGCGGUGGGCUGCGAUGAAGAUCCAGACUGUUUUCCGGGGGUUUUUGGCAAAAAAAGCUCUCCGAGCCCUCAAAGGACUGGUGAAGUUGCAAGCUCAUGUUCGAGGUUAUCUAGUGCGAAAGCAGGCCGCUGCAACUCUACAGAGCAUGCAAGCUCUUAUACGAGCUCAGGCAACUGUCCGAUCUCAGAAAGCCCGCAUCCUUCUCAACAAAGACCGUAGGUUUCCGCCUGAAAUCCGGCCACGUAAAUCCAUUGAAAGAGUCGAUGAGACGAGAAGCGAGCACACAGCAUCAAUCCACAGUAGGAGGCUCUCAGCAUCCCUUGAAACCUCAAUUAAUGCCUUGGAUGAGAGCCCAAAGAUCGUUGAGAUUGACACUUACAGACCCAAAUCAAGAUCUCGUCGAACCAACGCUUCAAUGUCGGAUUGUGGCGAAGACCCACCUUCCCAAACACUCUCCUCCCCACUUCCAGUCCAAGUCCCCGCCCGUCUCUCCAUCCCCGACAGCCGGAAUUUCCCCGACUUCGAUUGGGGGCUGAUGGGUGACGAAUGCAAGUUCGCCACAGCGCAGAGCACUCCACGAUUUGCGAAUUCCGGCGCGUCGAAUGUGGGGAUGCCCGUAACGCCAGCGAAGAGCGUGUGUGGAGACGGAUUCUACCGGCAUUACUCGAAUUAUCCCAAUUACAUGGCAAACACGCAAUCUUCAAGGGCUAAAUUGAGGUCGCAUAGUGCUCCGAAGCAACGGCCGGAACUGGGGCUGAAGAAGCGGCUCUCUUUGAAUGAAAUAGUGGCAUCGAGGGCUAGUCUAAGCGGCGUCCGGAUGCAGAGAUCAUGCUCCCAAAUUCAAGAAGUCUUCAGUUUCAAGAAUGUUGUAAUGGGAAGGCUGGAUAGAUCAGUUGAGCUUGUUAGAGAUGUGGAGAGAGAUUACAUGGAGAGGAGAUGGUGAAACAUGAGAUAGAGAGAUUCUUCUCUUUUGCUUUGCUUUGAUUGAUGAUCCUAUUGUAAGAAAGAAGAAGAAAAUGAGAAAAGAAGAACAGAAAAGCUUUUUUUUUUUUUUUUUUAAAACCCCUUUUUUUGUAAGUGUAACUUCUCGGAAAAACAGCAUCUGAUUUGAAUC